Molecule: messenger RNA, 771 nt
Organism: Gymnodraco acuticeps
Lineage: Eukaryota; Metazoa; Chordata; Actinopteri; Perciformes; Bathydraconidae
Product: cyclin-dependent kinase 19-like
Biological process (GO): protein phosphorylation
Cellular component (GO): mediator complex; nucleus; cytosol
Molecular function (GO): ATP binding; cyclin-dependent protein serine/threonine kinase activity; RNA polymerase II CTD heptapeptide repeat kinase activity
Source: RefSeq, a predicted model, not a curated record
AUGGAUUACGACUUCAAAACAAAGCUGGCGGCCGAGCGAGAGAGAGUAGAAGAUCUGUUCGAAUAUGAAGGUUGCAAAGUGGGUCGUGGCACUGGGCACGUUUAUAAAGCUAAGCGCAAAGACGGAAAGUAUGCACUGAAACAAAUAGAAGGCACUGGAAUAUCAAUGUCUGCCUGCAGAGAAAUCGCUCUGUUACGAGAACUGAAACACCUGAAUGUGAUCGCACUGCAGAAAGUCUUCCUGUUCCACAGCGACAGAAAGGUUUGGCUUUUAUUCGACUACGCUGAACAUGAUCUUUGGCACAUCAUCAAGUUCCACCGGGCCUCCAAGGCCAACAAGAAACCCAUGCAGCUUCCCAGAGGAAUGGUGAAGUCUCUCCUGCAUCAGAUUCUGGAUGGGAUCCAUUACCUCCAUGCCAACUGGGUGCUCCACAGGGAUCUGGAGGAAUUAUCGGGGAUAGCAGAGCAUUACGGUGUCAGGCUUGCCCCGAGCAUGAAAAAGCAGCAGCAGCGGUUAGCGCUGGUGGAGGCUUUGACCGCCAAGGAGGUUAUGGAGUGCUCUGUGGGCAAACCUGAGGAGGAGGAGGUAGUCACAUGUGACCCGGUUUCGGAGAACCAGGUUUUGCUGAGUAAGAUGGAACUAGAGUUUAAAUUCGAGCAGCUGAGACAUGCAGAGCGGUUAUGCGCUCGGGAAGUGGAGGAGGCAGAACGUGGGCGCGUGCGUGAGCUGAGCUUGGAAGGCUUGGGUAGAAACGGAGUGAUGGACUGCUAG